This is a messenger RNA of Aspergillus uvarum CBS 121591, 2020 nucleotides long. RefSeq names its product putative aspartic-type endopeptidase. The coding region runs from base 51 to 1685 and encodes 544 amino acids. NCBI's taxonomy places the organism in Eukaryota, Fungi, Ascomycota, Eurotiomycetes, Eurotiales, Aspergillaceae. The transcript has a single exon. The record is from RefSeq and is a predicted model, not a curated record.
CCCCCCUCUCUCGUCCUGCAUUCACAUCCAAGGUCAACUGUGAUGUGACCAUGCAACGAAUAUCUCUCCUCGUUCUCGCCGUCCUCGACGCGACGUACGCAGCCAGUCCCUAUGUCAUGAAUUGGUCCUCCAAGGCCUACGGGCCCGAUGGCCCAUGGCAAGCAGUGAUGGUGGAGGUUGGCAGCAAUAAACAACCGGUGGCAUUGUACCCUGGUGCCACUUACACCACCACCAUCCUCACAGAUUCCAUCUGCACCAACAAGACCGUCUCCGCCACGUGUUAUGCUUCACAAGCCGGAACGUAUAACGAAACCGCAUCGACCUCAGCCCACCUUCUAAGCAAGACUUCCUGGGAAACACUGUACUGGGCGGUGGAAGGCAAAGGCAUUGAAGAAGAUCUUGGGGAUCAAAUCUCGUUCGGCCCGACCGUCCCCAACGUCAGCAUUCAGGCCAUCGACCAGACCUACCAGACCUAUCCGAAUGGCAAGGCUUACCCAGUGCAAGUGGGAAACCUGGCCCUGGGAGCCCCGUGGUCGACCGCGACCGUCGACAAUGUCACCCUGAACAUGAUCACCCCGUGGCUUUAUAACUCCGGAGGGGACAAUGCCAUCCCUUCGUACUCGUACGGCAUGCACAUCGGAUCCGUCAACCCAGCGAUCCCAGCCUCCCUGGUCCUGGGCGGGUACGAUCAGAGCCGUGUCAUCGGCGACGUCAGUGCACAGUCGGUCACCAGCACAAGCGGCACAUUGCAGAUCUCCCUGAAAGACAUUAGCCUCGGGUUAAUCGGAAACAAUACACCAGCCGGUUUCACGAGCCAGGAGGGCUUAUUCCAGCAAAGUGAGGGAGAAUCCGCGGCCGAAGUGGUCACGAUCGACCCCACCAAGCCCUACAUGUACCUCCCGGAGGCGACCUGCAAUGCGAUCACCGCAUCGCUCCCGGUUGCCUUCAACCAAAGCCUGGGCCUGUAUUUCUGGGACACCAGCAGCAGCAACUACGCCAAUCUCACCUCCUCCGCGACUUACCUCUCCUUCACCUUCAGCCUCAAUAACGCCAGCAGCCACAAUAUUACAAUCAAAAUUCCCCUCGCGCAGCUCGCCCUGACGCUGCAAGAACCACUGGUGGAACAGAACCAGACCUACUUCCCCUGCUUCCUCUCGACAGAUACCCCCGUCCUGGGCCGGGCCUUCUUACAGUCCGCCUUCGUUGGCGUCAACUACCACGAAGGCGCCAACGCCGGCACCUGGUUCCUCGCGCAAGCGCCGGGUCCUUCCGUCUCGGACGCAGUUAUCACGACCAUCGCCGUUCCGGACAAGUCGAUCGCCGGCACCAACGCCUCGUGGGAGGCCAGCUGGGCCGAAUACUUCCAUCUCGACACCACCACUACGUCUCGAAACUCCACGGCCGCCAGCGGAAGUGGUGGUCUCAGUGCUGGGGCGAAAGCGGGCAUCGGCGUCGGAGUCGGGGUCGGGAGUGCGUUGGUCAUCGCCGCGGCGGUGCUGUGGAUGGUGCGGCGGAAACGGCGCCAACGCCAGAAUGCAGGCGAGAAGCGAAAACCCGGGGAGGGAGGAUUUGUGGAAUUGCCUGCGCGCGUGACGGAAGGGCCGCCGAGGGAGUUGGACACGAAGAAACAGGUGCAGGCGCGCGAGUUGGCAGGGGCGGAGCCGCCGCGGUAUGAGCUGGAGUAGGCGGCACUGGGUUGAGCUGGUCUAUGGGACCAUGAUUGGUGUUAUGUAAUGAUAUGAAGACAUCAAGAAUGAGAGACGGUUGGAUGACCAAUUUGUUGCUGCAUUACUGGUGGAUUCAGGUUCUUGGUUCGUGAGAAAGACAGCAAAGCAUGCGAAUCUGUUUUUGAACGUCCAAUUGACUCAAGACACUCAUCUUUGAACCAUCGCAGAGGUCAAGAGGGUGGUAAGAAUUGUCUGACGGAUGGCAAAGGCAGCGCUCUAGCCUCCAUAAUGACUUCGGCGGUGACCUUUUACUUCUUGGUCCCUGCUUCAACAGACAAUGCACUGGAAUACAU